This is a messenger RNA of Vespa velutina, 3043 nucleotides long. Its product is annotated as nuclear matrix constituent protein 1a-like. The coding region runs from base 166 to 2208 and encodes 680 amino acids. The transcript is spliced from 6 exons. The record is from RefSeq and is a predicted model, not a curated record. NCBI's taxonomy places the organism in Eukaryota, Metazoa, Arthropoda, Insecta, Hymenoptera, Vespidae.
AUAUUCACUACCUAUUUAGAGACCAUGCGUAUACCAUCUCUCAACUUUCUUUAACAAUGAUUCUACAAAUGACUGUCAUUGAUAAUAGUCAGACAUAUUUGUAGGAAGCUGUAUUUUGUUUUGCUUCUUUUUGUAAUGUAAUUGGAUACAUUUAGUGAUCGAAAUAUGGAUUCACAAGAACAGCAUUCAUCUGAUUUCAUUAAUGUUAGUCAUAAAUCAAAUUCGUUGUCAAAAAACGACUUUGAAAGUCUUGGUUUUGUUAUUGACAAUGGCAAGCCCAGAUUUAAAUUGGAUGAGCCUGUAUCUACAAAUUUUCUUCCAAAUAUCGAAUUGACGAAGUCAGAGGAUUCUCUUGAUGACAGCGACACAUUAUCUUUUGUCAUACUAGGAAAGAAAUCGUUAGAUUCUAUACAAGCAUCGUCUUUAGCAACAUACUCCGAUAUUCAACAAAAAUGCAUGUCAAUUGAUUAUAAUUCAAUAAUAUCAUCUUUAAAUUCUUCUGAAAUACAACAAAAGUUAGCAGAAUUGUUACAGGAGAAUGUCAAAUUAAAAGAAACAUUAAAACAAAAUACUAUAGCUAUGAAACAACAAUUUAAUACUUUAGUAACAUGGCAAGAAGAGGUAAUGAAUGUUCACAAAAAUCAUAAGCAAAAGUUUAAAGAAACCAGACAAUUGAUCAAUGUUCUUAAACAAGAGAAUGCUGAAUUGAAAUUAAAACUUUGUGUUAUAAAUAUAGAUGACACGAUGGUUGGCAAUACAAAGGAAUUUAGUAAUUCAAUUCAUUUAAAUCAGUUGCAAAAGAAAAUAUCCUCUUUGACGGAUGAACUAUGUAAUUUUAAAUCCAAUUGUGCAAAAUUAUCUGAAGAUGCUGAAAAAUAUAUCAGUUUACCAAGUAUGACGAAUAUGCAAUUGAAAGAAACUAGUUACAAAACAGAAGAGCAAAAUCUUAAAGCAAAAGAACUUGAAGAGCAAGAACUUAAAAUAAAUGAACCUGAAGAGCAAAAUCUUAAAAGAAAUGAACCUGAAGAGCAAAAUCUUAAAAGAAAUGAACCUGAAGAGCAAAAUCUUGAAAAAAAUAAACCUGAAAUAGGUGGUAAUACAGAUCAAGUUCAAGUUAACGAAAUAAGUCAGCUUAAUAAUUCGCUCAAAGAUGAAAUAAAAUCGCUACAUUGUUCCAUAAAUCUUAAUAUGGCACAAAUAUCAGAUCACAUAAUAUCUCCACAAAGUCAUUACUUUACACAAAGUAUAAAACAAUAUGGAGAAAUGUUACAGGAAAUGACUGAUUGUUUCAUUGCACAAAUUGCUCGGUAUUCUGCUGUACAAAAAUGUAUAAAGGAAUGUAUAAAUAUAUUAGAUGCUUGUAAAACUAUAAAAUUACCUGAACAUUGUGAUACAGUUGAAGAAAAUUGGUCACUACAACUUGAGCAGCUACAAAUUUACAAAGAUAAGUUAUCAAUCUAUCAGAAAACGUUAUAUGAAGAACAAUUAAAAUUAAUAAUCGAUAGACAAAGUUUUAUUAAGAUUCAGAACCAAUUUCAGAAAGUAUUUUCAGAUUAUAAUUCCAUUUUGUAUGAAUUACAAAUAAUAUCAGAAGAGAACAUUAGAUUAAAUAUAUUGAAAGAUAGUAUCUCUAAGGAAAGUUCACAAAAAAUAACUGAAUUAGAGAAACAUAAAAAUGAAAAUGAACAAAAAUUCAAUGAUAUUAAAACUAUUUUAGAGCAAGAAAGAGAAAGUUGGAGCGAACAAAAAAAGUUAUUUGAUAAUCUUAGAAAAACUUUAAAUAUGGAAUACAAACGCUUAAUUGAUCAGAAAGAAAUGCUCUUUAGUUUACACCAGGAAAAAGCAUUAGUGGAUAAACAAUGCCAAUUACAUAAGAGUAAUGAAGAACUUUUACAAGCAGAAAAAGAAACAUUGGAACAAAAAUGUAAACAAUUAAUUGUUGAUGCAGAUACUUUACGUAUUCAAUUAGAAGAGAAAGAAAAUGCUCUUAUACAACUUGGUUUGAUUAAAAAAGAACUAGAUAAAGAACUAAUGCAACAAAAAAAUGAAAUAGAGCUUCUAAAAAUACAAAUAUUGUAUAAUGAAGAAGAUUUUAAUUCAGAGAAGAAAGCUAAAGAGCAAUUAUUACUUGAAAGAAAUCAACUACAGAAAGAAUUAGAAAAUGCUUAUAAGAAAACGGAACAUUCAUAUUAUCGAGAUUUAGAAUAAAAGUCAACUUUUGCAAGAAAAAGAAAUUUCUUUUAUAUUUUAAUGAAAAAAAGCAAGUAUUUUAAUUUAAUAUUAAUCUAUAUCAUGCCAUAAAUCUAUUAAUUAUGCUGUUUAUAGCAUAAAUUUUAAAUUCAUAAAUAUAUACAAUCAAUAAAUAUUAUGUUUAAAAUAUUCAAUUAGAUUUGGGUUUCACUUUAUUCAUAAAUUAUUAAUAAAAAUAAUAGAUUUAUGUCAUAAAUAAUACUAUUUUAGUAUUUAUAGGUCACACAUUUUUUCCUAAGCUUUUAAUAAUUUGUACAUUUCUUUCAAAAUUUAUAAUUAAUUAAUACAAGAAAAAUUUUAAUUAUAUAUUAAUUCAUGCAGAUUAACAAUAAAAUAAAAAUUCUUUCUUUUAUAUAAUUUAUUUAAUAUCUUUCCUUAUCUAAUAUCCAGUAUGUGAUAAGUAAAGGAUAAUAUAUUAUCAUACAAGAUAAGUUUGAUUUGUUUAAAACAUAAUAACCUAAUAUCAUUAUAUCUUUAUUUUAUUAUUUAUUUUUUUGUACAAUAUUGAUACUUAUAUAAUUUUAGAUAAUAAAAUAAUAUAUAUACAAACUGUGUGCGUGUGUAUUUAUGUGUAUGUGUUUGUGUAUGUGCAUAUUUAAUUGUUAUUUAAGAUUACAUAGACAUGAGAAAUUAUUUUUUUAUUUUACAUAUUAGUCUUAUGAAAUCCUAAAUAGUGCAAAGACAAAGAAAUAUAUACAUAAAAAAAAAAUAAAAUAAUAUAUAUUUUUCUUUUACACUAUAUUUAAGAACACAAUGAUAAAUAUGCUGUAAACAAAAUAUCAAUGUAAACUAU